AUGAGAGCACAGCCUCUGGCUGUACUCGUGUCUGCCAUUCCCGUUGCCGUUCUCGUUGCCAUCUUUGUUGCCAUCCUCGUCGCCAUCCUCGUCGCCAUCCUCGUCGCCAUCCUCGUCGCCAUCCUUGUCGCCAUCCUUGUCGCCAAUACCGCCCUUACUGCCAAUGGGCUUAUUUUCUUACACUCAUGCUCAAUGAACCGCCUACACCGCAAUUCAGUUAAGUAUCUCUCGUCGCCAUCCUCUGUGCCAUCCUCUUCGCCAUCUUUGUUGCCAUCCUCUUCGCCGUCCUCGUCGCCGUCCUCUUCGCCGUCCUCUCCGCCAUCCUCAUCGCCGUUGAGCUUCGGCAUUCUCAUCGCCGUCCUCUUCGCCAUCCUCUUCGCCAUCCUCUUCGCCAUCCUCUUCGCCAUCCUCUUCGCCAUCCUCUUCGCCGUCCUCGUCGCCGUCCUCUUCGCCAUCCUCGCCGUCGCCCUCUCAGAACUCCUCAUUGCUUAG
Molecule: messenger RNA, 492 nt
Organism: Colletotrichum abscissum
Lineage: Eukaryota; Fungi; Ascomycota; Sordariomycetes; Glomerellales; Glomerellaceae
Exons: 2
Coding region: 1-492 (163 amino acids)
Source: RefSeq, a predicted model, not a curated record